GGCGUGGCGGAAAGAGAGGGAAAGUGCUACGAUAGACAGACGGACGUCACGCUGGUUGCUGGUCGGAGCUGGGCCAAGUUAAACUGUGCAGUUUACGGGCAAGAUGCAUCCCUGUGUUUGGAGCGCUCACUGCCGAAUAAAACGAACCUGGCAUUGCUGACCAUCAUGAUGCCGGUACCGGAAUGGUCUUGCAGCUAAGUUGUGCAGAAGGGGUGCAAAAAUCCACCCCUGAAGAUUGCAACUUCCACUUGGGUGCAUCAGGAUACUCGAAGUUCACACCAUCUCUUCUUACAAACUUAACCUCCAAACACAAGCUAUGGAUGUUGAACCAGAGGCUGAAUCCUGCCCUAGACCAUCUGAGACCUGAGCUGAACCAUGCUGAGUGUGACGUCAGCAAGCCCUGUGGGGCAAGACCCUCCACUGCUGACGAAAAGAACAGCAUGUUCAGGAGUUCGCUGACUGGGAUCUUGAGUUGCGUGUACGCCGUGUUCAUCGUGACCUUGGGCGUGGUCAUCUACAUCAGUGACCUUGUGACCGGGGAGGCACCACUGGCCGAGACAUUCAGCAUCUACCUGGUGGUGACAGGACUUUUGUAUUUCGUGUUCUUGUACGCAGACAUACGUCGCUACCUCAACAGCGUGAAGUUACAUGACAGAGGUCCCUCGCGGAAAGAUGACUACUCCCUAUCAGUCGACACGGACAGAACCCAGCCGCCAUCAGUGGAGUGGACGUCUCUGCCACCACAUUUGGCAGUGCCUCACCACUACUGUUUCAGUAAGGGCAGACAUUCGGGCAGUUUCUACCUCAAGAUCGGGGCAGCAGGUUUCUGUCUCGGCCAUUUGACCCACAGUGGGCUAUUGCUUGCGUACCAAAUUGCGUUUCUGCAAGCCGACCCAGAUGUUUUCUACAAGUGCGCUAGUGUUGCUACCUUGAUCCUGGAUGUCCUCUAUCCAACCUACUCCUUCUGUCAGCUUUUCUUCAUCUUUAAAUACUCCAACGUUAUAAUCAACCACAACCAAGAACUAGCCAGGUUUGCGAUGAUGCACUGCAUUGCAGCAUCUUUGUGCUUCUGGGUCUGGACAAUUCUGAGAGAGACUAUAGACUCUCUCCACCAUGCCGACCCUGACCUGAGGGGCUGGGAGCACAUCUCGCCUUACGCUCUGCCUUUCACAACCUAUCACAUACAGACAUCAGACUUCAUGUCAGUCCUGAACGUAACUUCGAUCAACGGCCUAAGUUGUCGGGGGCCCACCCAGCUGUCUGAGGUUUUCGAGAGCUUUUCUCCUUACCUCUACCCUUUCACCAUCGAGUACAGCAUUCUUGUCGUAGGUGUACUCUACAUCAUAUGGCAGAAUAUCGGUCGUUGCACCAUGGCGGUGUCGUCAGGGGAGUGUAGACCGCCACCGUUCUCCAGGGGGAGUGGGUUCGUCAGCAAUGUAGUCGUGUAUGCUGACUGUCAUUCCUCCAACAAGGGGCUGUUUGCCGGCCUCAUCGUCUUAGCCGGGGCAUUUCUCAGUAUCAUACUGUUCUUCGUAGCUAUGGCGGACAGACGGUAUAUAGAUGUCGGCCUGCAAGUUAAUGCCGCCACCGAGCUGACUCUGCUGGUGUUGUUGACGGGCGCCGUGACACUAGCCUACCGCCAGAUUACGCGCCUUGACGUCAAUCCCCGACCCGUCUCGCAGCUGGACGAUCUCCUCCUAUUUGUCUGCAUCCCGGCGUUCUUCUUGCAGGCAGUGUUGGGCAUCACUCCUGCCGUGCGUAACCAGAAGUAUCUGGCUAUCGUUACCAUCUUGCUGCAGGUAGUCCAAGUGCUCCUGCAGACCCCUUUCAUAAUCGACGGUCUGCGGAGAUGCAGCAAUUCUAGAUCGCUCAGACUCAACAAACCAGGGAGAGAGUUGGUCACCUUCCUUAUCGUCUGUAAUGUGGCCAUGUGGAUCACCGAGACCUUCGAGAUCAAGUCUCAGUCCAUCAGUCGAGACUACAGGUCUCAGUUCUACGGCAGGGUGUUGUGGACGAUGUUGAGCCACCUGACUCUUCCGCUCACCAUGUUCUACAGAUUCCACUCGUCCGUCUGUCUCGUCGACAUUUGGAAAUCUGCUUACGAGAAGGGUCACUGAUGUUCUUAAUUAUUCUGCAAGAUAUAUCUUUCCUCGGAAAUUUGCUCACUAGAAAAAUGUAGUCAGGAUACUGCACAGUAGUCUGGAAUUAAGGACUAGUAUAGUUUUACUGAGUUGUUUUGUUAGUGGUUUAAUGGCAAAAAUAAAUCUGGUAUAGAGAUAGUUCGGGCAGAUUCUUACGUCUUUUCGUUUUUUUAUCAAUACUUAUCUCAUACUGUACCAAAUUUCUUUUUUUAUAAUUCUCCAUUUUUUGAGUCAAAAAUAAAGGAUGAUUCGGGAUGUUAAAAAACUAACAGAUUUUUCAAAUAUUGAAAAUUACAUCGAAACAGUACUGACAGGUUUUCAUUACUCAAACAAAAAUUAAAGGUAUUACAUUGUAUGAAGAAUUUUCACGACGUAAGCAAAAUACCUUAAUUUAUACUAAAUGUAAUCUGGAAGCUACUCUGCUCUGAAAAGUAUGUUAGAUAGAACCAAUACAAUUACUAUCAUUCGUGUUCAUUAUGAACGAUACAUGUACAUUUAACCCUUUAUCUGUUGUUAUUUCAUAAUUAAAUAAUUUUACUCUAAGUUGUUGUUUUGAAUCGAGUAAUUUGUACAGUAAUAUGUACAGCUCAUGAUUUUGUUAUUUAUUUAUUUAUAUUCACCUAAUAUGAUGACUGAUUUGAAAACAUUGUUAUAUAUUACUUAGUGUUUGUUCUUGUAGAUUAUAUGUACAUUAGUACAGGUGUUUGGAUAAUUAAAGUGUUAUUUCAAGUUUA
Messenger RNA from Homalodisca vitripennis (glassy-winged sharpshooter), 2875 nucleotides. Its product is annotated as proton channel OtopLc-like. Lineage: Eukaryota; Metazoa; Arthropoda; Insecta; Hemiptera; Cicadellidae. Gene Ontology annotation, cellular component: membrane. The record is from RefSeq and is a predicted model, not a curated record. Gene Ontology annotation, biological process: proton transmembrane transport. Gene Ontology annotation, molecular function: proton channel activity.